AAGUCUCCGUAGUUCUUCUUUGCCGAGCAAACGAAAAAUCCCAGCGCACCUUCAUUUUCCUUUUAUAAUUUUAUUCAAACAUUUAUUCAAAAGCUCCACUAGCCUGAAAAAUCAACCGUUACAGAUUGAGAAUUGUUUCUGGUUUCAGUUGGCCACUCAAAAUUUUAUAGAUAUUCACUUUUUGGACUAUGUGAGUACCCCUCAUCUGCUUAGUUGCUAUAAUGGCUGGAAUUAGGCUUUCAAGACUGAGGUCACUGUCUAAUUCCUUAUAUCCCUCUUCACAACCACCAUUAUUGCCACUAUACAAUUCCUAUAUGAAACUUACAAGAAAUGUUGAUCAAAACUAUGUCAGAUCAUCUUAUGCCUAUGUAGAUAGCAUUUAUAACAAAAGAGAAUCACAAUCUGCUGCAAAGUUUGCGAAUACCCAUAUUAAAGUUGUGGUGUCUGAUCCUUUGGCUCAUAAAUGUUUCCACAAAAUCAAUCCCAUGGCUGCAUCAUCCUUGAAUUCAUCGACUUUGCGUUACCAGAGUGUGUUCCCCUUUGUUUUGAUAAGCCCAGUAUUGAGAAAUCAGUCACAUUCGUUGUCUUUCAGUAGCAAGACUGAUAAAUCUGUGGAAUCUGAAGUUUCAGCUUCUUCGGUUGGAGGGGAAGUAGAUGUUAGCAACAGUGGUGUUAUUGGCAGUGAUUGGGUUGAUAAAGUCAAAGAAGCUUGGCAUAAUGCUGUGGAUGCAGUAGGUUAUACUGGGCAAAAGGCUAAAGAAGCCUCUAAUGAACUGAAGCCUCAUGUUGAACAGUUGCUUGAUUCCCAUCCGUAUCUUAAAGAUGUGGUUGUUCCGGUUGGUUUCACUUUGACUGGUACCAUAUUGGCUUGGGUGGUCAUGCCCAGGCUUUUAAGAAGAUUUCACAAGUAUGCAAUGCAAACUUCAGUCCUGCCAUCUGGAAGCUUACUUGGGGAUCAAGUUCCAUAUGAGAAAAGCUUCUGGGGAGCUUUGGAGGAUCCAGUGAGAUAUCUAAUUACCUUCAUGGCAUUCUCUCAAAUCGGCAUGAUGGUUGCACCAAGUACUAUUGCUUCACAAUACGUUGCACAGGCAUGGAGGGGAGCAGCUAUCCUUUCAUUUGUCUGGUUUUUGCAUCGUUGGAAAACAAAUGUACUUGAUCGUGCACUGGCUGCUCAGAAUUUAGCAGGGACUGAUCGGGAAAAGUUGUUAACUAUGGACAAAGUUUCAUCUGUUGGUCUAUUUGUUAUUGGGGUAAUGGCUUUAGCAGAGGCAUGUGGGGUAGCUGUGCAAUCUAUUCUGACAGUUGGUGGCAUAGGUGGAGUGGCCACCGCUUUUGCUGCCAGGGACAUUCUUGGAAAUGUGCUCAGUGGAUUGUCUAUGCAGUUUUCCAAACCUUUUUCAUUGGGUGAUACAAUAAAGGCAGGAUCUAUAGAAGGUCAAGUGGUGGACAUGGGACUCACAAGCACAACAUUACUUAACUCUGAGAAAUUUCCAGUUUUGGUUCCAAACUCACUCUUUUCCAGUCAGGUUAUUAUGAACAAGUCACGUGCUCAAUGGCGUGCCGUGGUGACCAAAGUUCCCUUGCAAAUUGAAGAUCUGGACAAGAUUCCCCAGAUAUCCAAUGACAUCAAGGGCAUGCUAAAAUCAAACUCAAAAGUUUUCUUGGGAAAGGAGGCCCCUUACUGUUUCCUGUCUCAUAUAGAAAGUUCUUAUGCAGAACUGACCAUUGGAUGCAAUCUCAGACACAUGAGCAAAGAUGAAUUAUACUCCACACAACAAGAUAUUCUUCUGCAGUCCGUCCAGAUUAUUAAGAAGCAUGGUGCUACAUUGGGCAAUACAUUCCAAGGUACAGCCAGUCAGUGAUGCAGCAAAUGGAGAAUGAUAUCUUUUAAAGAGGCUGAGAUUUACAUAUCUUAGUCCUUACAACUUGAACAUUUCUAGAGAUAUAAGUCAACACAAUAUCAGUAGGAACAUGUUCAGUUUACAAUGACCUUGUGCUUUUGUGUUGAUGGGGAAGAGUUGUCAUUACAUGAAUUUGUGAAGAAAUGGUUAUGAUGUGGUAAAGGUAUUGGCUCAGCUGACCAAUGGAGUGGGUUCUGAUUCCAUUUGUUGCAAACACAAAGGAUUUUUCUUUGCAAUUGUUUUGCCUUUUUUUUUAAAUGAAAAAUUUUAGAAAUCUGUCCAUGUCGCCAGCCAUUGGCUGGAGAAAACACUGCAACUGCUGUAUAUUUUAAGAUUUUUAGCAAUUACAAAAGCUUUGUGC
Messenger RNA from Theobroma cacao (cacao), 2262 nucleotides. RefSeq names its product Mechanosensitive ion channel protein. NCBI's taxonomy places the organism in Eukaryota, Viridiplantae, Streptophyta, Magnoliopsida, Malvales, Malvaceae. Gene Ontology annotation, biological process: transmembrane transport. Gene Ontology annotation, cellular component: membrane. The record is from RefSeq and is a predicted model, not a curated record.